This is a messenger RNA of Cydia splendana, 3848 nucleotides long. RefSeq names its product CCR4-NOT transcription complex subunit 7-like. Bases 315 to 1178 code for a protein of 287 amino acids. NCBI's taxonomy places the organism in Eukaryota, Metazoa, Arthropoda, Insecta, Lepidoptera, Tortricidae. Gene Ontology annotation, molecular function: poly(A)-specific ribonuclease activity; nucleic acid binding. Gene Ontology annotation, cellular component: CCR4-NOT complex; CCR4-NOT core complex; P-body. The record is from RefSeq and is a predicted model, not a curated record. The transcript has 8 exons.
UCAGCCUUUCGGUUUUCGCUCCGUGAUUUUUUGACUUAACUGCAUUUAUUUAGUUAAAAACGUUAGGAGUAAUUUAUUUUGCCAACAAAGCACCUAUUUCUUUAUUAAAUCGUAUGAAAUGUUACUGAUUUUUAUCAUUAUUUAUGAACUUUACUUACAUUGAAGGGUGAGAGUAGCGUUUUUUUAAUUUGUACAAUUUACAUGAUAUUUAUGAAAUUAUUAAGGUAUCGGGUAUUUAAGUAAACCACGGUGUCGAAAAAAAACGAGAUUUCCUCCAACACGGAGACGGAUUACAGAUUCAAAGUAAGUUUUUAAUGCCCGCCGCCAGUUUCGGGGCUCAGCUUCCCCCUCUUGGCGACGGGGGCAUCAAAGACGUGUGGAAUUCCAACCUACAUGAAGAAUUUCAAAUAAUAAGACAGGUGGUGCAGAAGUACCACUGGGUUGCUAUGGACACAGAGUUCCCCGGUGUAGUGGCACGGCCUAUUGGUGAAUUUAGGUCCACUGCAGACUACCAGUACCAGCUACUCAGGUGCAAUGUGGAUUUGUUGAGAAUCAUUCAGCUGGGCCUCACAUUCAUGGACGAGAAUGGCAAAACACCGCCAGGCUACACCACCUGGCAAUUUAACUUCAAAUUUAAUUUACAAGAAGACAUGUAUGCGCAGGACUCCAUAGACUUAUUGCAGAACUCGGGGCUCCAAUUCAGGAAGCAUGAGGAGGACGGCAUUGAACCGCUAGAGUUCGCCGAGUUGCUCAUGACAUCAGGCCUGGUUCUCAUGGACAACAUCAAAUGGUUAAGCUUUCACUCCGGUUAUGACUUUGGCUACCUGCUAAAGCUGCUCACCGACCAGAAUCUACCACAAGAUGAGAAUGACUUCUUUGAGAGUCUACGGCUGUAUUUCCCUACAGUUUACGAUGUCAAGUACCUCAUGAAGCUCUGCAAAAAUUUGAAGGGCGGAUUGCAGGAGGUGGCAGACCAGUUGGAGCUGCGGCGCGUUGGGCCGCAGCACCAGGCUGGUUCCGACUCUCACCUCACUGGGAUGGCGUUCUUCAAGAUCAAAGAGAUAUUUUUCGACGACAACAUCGAGAGCUCAAGCGGGCACCUGUACGGUUUGGGCGCCCCGUUCUCCGCGUCCGCGAACACCUUCCAGGAGGGCGGCGAGGCGGGCACCUCGUCCUGAUCGGCGGAGGCCGGCGCGCCCGCCCCGUCCCCGCGCCUGUACCUACAGGAGUGAACCGCGCCCGCCGCGCCGGCGACUACCUUCCUGCCUCGAGUGCGUCACUCACACAAUACACUGGACUCUAAAGUGAAUGGAACUCGCAUAUGAAUAUGAAUUGAAAAUGAUUUAUUCCCUAAUUGUUACUGUGCGUCCUCGGUUUUAAAAGUAUUUUACCGUUCAAAAAGAAUGAAAAUAUUUUUAAAAUAAUGACAUUUAUUUUUUAAAUAGGUGACUCAUAUUUUUAUCAAUUGUCACAUAACGUGUUAGUUACGUUUUUAAACAUAAUUUUAAGCUUUCCAUAUUAUUUACAUUUAUUUUAUUAUGUCUAUAUGAAAUGAAGUGUGUAAGCCGGUAUAGAAUUAUUUUACAGUGGUAUACAUUAUUUCACUAAAAUGAACUUUGAUAAUAACAUUAUUUUUUACCAAUGACAAUUUACCACAAUGCAACUGAAGCGUAUUUUAAGUGUUUAACGCAAUUCCAGAAAUAGGCAGGUCAUGUUUCUUUUCCGAAAUUACGUUGAUGUAUAUGCUACCAGCUUGCCUCAAAACGCAUGUUACUACCUAUUCACUUCAGUACGCUCUAGAUUCUCUAAAACAUAGACGUAAGAAAUGCGAUUGUGACUCAAGUUUCAACGUAUUUAACAGCCAAACUUGUAUUAUGAGUUCAAUGAAACCAGUCGGUGCUUAGUUUUAAUUUCGUUUGAUAUUCGCACUUUUACAAAAAUGGCUUCCCGCCAUAGUUUUCAACGUUAAACAUAACAGUGAAACCUAGCAUCCACGUCCUGGUGAACCAUACAUGCAAACAAAUAUUGACGAACUACGAUUAGGAUCACAGACGUUUUGGCGCAACUGGCCCUUACUCUAUCUAAAAACACUGAAACUGCAAAAUAGACAUCGCAUGUCAACUUGCUUGAAGCACAAGACACAGCAUAAUGAAAGGUGCAUUGUAUACGAACAAAAUCUAGUUCCUAUCACUCGGCUUCGACUCCUGGGAACAGUAUUUGAUAUUUAAUUUACGACGAUUGGGAUGAUUAUUUUAUAAUGAACUGAUUUUACUUAAUUUUUAUAUACUAUUUGGUGCGUCUUUUUUACGUGUCUUAUACUUAUUUAUAAUCAUGUAUUAGCUCGAUACAAUUUUUUUUUAUAUUUUGGCAUUAAUGUAAGGGAUAUUUUUUUAACGUGCAGCAAUACCAUGUUUAUUUGUCUUACUAUUGUACAGCGAAAAAUUGAAAUUCAUUCAUAACUGUAUAUGCACUAUUGCACCUGUGUGUACAUAAUUGCAUAUAGGAUUACUUAUCAUUAUAUUCAUAACGUGACGCUGCUAAACAUGAAAUUUUGUUUUAAACUGGAACUUCUGUAACUAUCAUGUGACACAUCGAAUUUCAGAAAUUAUUUAUAUAACGUAAAUGAUCAAAUAAUAAUUUCUACGAGUCUGAAUACUUAGGUACUUAUAUUUAUAAAAUACUGAAUUGAAAUUCAUUUGACAUUUUUUGUGAUAAAAAUAUCUGUAAAUACAUAGGUAGAAAAUGAUACUCCUACGGUGUUUCUAUUCUUGUAACAAAUAAGACACUUAUGAUUUCGGACUAUGUCUUUGACUAGUGCGGAUGGACGGAUGCAUUUAUUGAAGUCGACAGAAAAACGCGAGUGGCAUGACUGAAGCAGAUAAGAUUUUAUAAUUACACUUAAUAAUAGGUAAUAUUACGCGAAACUCUGCCACUACCACAAUCCAUCACAAUCUGAGGGUAUACCGCGAAACAAGAACACGCGUGUCCCGGUAGACCCUUUGUAAACAAACCGCCUGAUGCAUCAAUGUCAUAAUUUUCUUUUUGUGAUAACUUGUCAAAAAACAGUUUAAAAAAGGCGCAGUACCUAGUACCUAUGUAUAAGGUUACUCUAUGGUUUACGAUAGGCGCUAGUGCUGCACUCUGGCGACAGAACCUUGCAGUAAUAGAGUUAGACCAAGAAAAGUCUGCAGAGAUUUUGAUAACCCACGCAGUGCAAGUGUUAUUUUAAACGUCAUAAUUUCAUAGAAGUUUGACGUUUAAAGUAAAACUGCAUUGCGUGCUAUCAAAAUCGCUGCAGACUUUUCUUGGUCUAACUACCCCCUAUUAUAAGAAAUUUGUUGGCCACUUACAACAAAUAGUUUUCGCCAUCUAAGAUUAUCAAUGAAUUUAAGGAUUUUCAGGCCGUUUUCACCUAUCAAGGGAAGGAUUCUUGAGGAAGGUUUAGGUGUAUAAUUUGCAGGGCGGAUAGCUAGUGUUUCAUAAGUUUUGAUUCAGUCAGUGUGCGUUACCCCAGAGCGCGCCGCGCUCUGUCUCUCUUCCGUGGUUACCCCUUACUUGACGAUAUAGAACCAGAUAAAGAACGGGUGAAAAAAUAUUAUGUAACAAUUUUCACCCGUUCUAUCAUCUAAUCACAUUUUAAACCGUUGAAAAUUAUCCUUCAAUUUGAUGCUCCCAUGAUUACUUAAAUAUAUAGGAAGGUAUGUAUUUAUAUGAUGUAGUGUUAAUUUUACAAAGUAAAUAUUGUAACACGAUGUAUUUUUGGGUCUCAGGCACCUGACGGAUUUUAGCAAUGUUUUUAAAUAAAUAUUUGAAGGCAUACUAAAAAUAUGUAACGGGUCCAUCGCCAA